Messenger RNA from Exophiala xenobiotica, 2023 nucleotides. RefSeq lists its product as uncharacterized. Gene Ontology annotation, biological process: positive regulation of transcription by RNA polymerase II. NCBI's taxonomy places the organism in Eukaryota, Fungi, Ascomycota, Eurotiomycetes, Chaetothyriales, Herpotrichiellaceae. Gene Ontology annotation, molecular function: DNA-binding transcription factor activity, RNA polymerase II-specific; transcription cis-regulatory region binding; zinc ion binding. Gene Ontology annotation, cellular component: nucleus. The coding region runs from base 119 to 1915 and encodes 598 amino acids. The record is from RefSeq and is a predicted model, not a curated record. The transcript has a single exon.
UAUUGAUCGGAAAUAAUAGGGCAAGAGACUCAUACUUGUGGGCGAUUGUGUGGGCGAAGACCUCGACACACCGCUCAGGUACAGGCAGCUCGCAGUACGGCAUGUCUUUCUAUGCCUGAUGAAACAACCAACCACUGGCGGUCGAGCAGCCAAACCCCGCCAGCCUGUGAAGCACACCAAAACCUUUACUGCCUGCUGGACGUGUCGCAACAGGCAUGUUAAGUGCGAUGAAGGGCGUCCUGAAUGUGCGCGUUGUCUGAAGGGUGGCUUCACAUGCCAGGGUUAUGGCAUCCGACUUGUCUGGGUUGAUCCCAAUACCCAGGAACGCGAGCAGAAUAUCAGACGGGUGAUUGGUGCCCCGGCUAUCUACGAUGAAGAUUCUGGGUUUAUGCAAGUCAAUGUCAUUGAGGCACUUGAUGCGAUAGAAAACCUUUCGACGAGCGCGACAGGACUAUCCGCAGGUCCAUUUUCAGUUUUCCCUGUGGAAGGAUACGAUCCAAGAGACGUUCCCUACCACGAGACUACGUGUGAGAAUGCACAGCAAAGUCAAGAUGAUUUUCCUGUCCACGGGUCGCAGACACUGUCAUUCGAUCGACUUGAUGAGGAAGACGAUAUCGAGACCAUCUUCUCUCCUUCGAUCACAAGCCCAUCCACAUACCACGACGAAUCUAACUCAACCAUUAUUCCCUUCCACUCGAUUCAAGACUUGGCCUCGUCAACAAACCUCCUAAUCCCGCGCCAUCUCGACCUCCUUCCCCGUCCUACUGAACAGCGCGAAUUAAUCCACCAUUGGACGACUUUCGUCACAUGGCAUCUCGUCCCAGUUGACCGCCCAGACAACCCCUUCCGCAGCGUCUUCACGCCCAUGGCUCUCGCAGGCCUCGCCUCCCCGUCGAGCCAUUCCAAUGGACAAAUCGCGCUCUUCCACGCCCUUUGCGCCACGGCCGCAUUCAGCCGUAGUCAGCUCCUGAACGGUGAUUCCCAAGCCCUCACUCUCGCCAUGAAACACUACAACCUAGCAAUAAUGCACUUACGCCACAGCCUUGCGAACCUCAAGUCGAACCCCGAGGUCGACGUCCAGCGUGGAUCCAUCCUUGCCACCAUCACCAUGUUUUCCGCCAUGGACAUGAUCACAGGCCGCUCCUCCGAAUGGCGCACGCACCUCCAAGGCGGCGCCUCCUGGUUAUCUACAAUCGAGGGCAACGUCUGGGACCGCGACAAGUCCUCGUCAAUGGUAUAUCAAGGCUACCUCGCCAUUGCGGCGUUAUGUAACAUCAAUCUGCCGUCCACCGUCGACGUCGAAUCCGAAGAUUUCCUUGACGAGCGACACUACGUGCUGGAUCGCUUCUUCGGCCUGACGCGCCCGAUUCUCAAACACAUUGUUAUGAUGAAUUCGCUGAUCAACCGCGUCUCUACAGCUGAUCCGGACGCGAGCGCUGAAAUGCUCGACGAUUUUGAGAUGCAACUGUACAUGCAGUCGCCGGAUACGCUGGAUCUAGAGAACCUCGACCCCGUGGCGCAAGCAUUGACCCGGAACCAUGCAUACGUGUUCUACUACGCGAGUCUCAUAUACUUUCAGCGCACGCUGCGAAGGCGGCCUCCAGACGAUGUCCAGGAUAUUGUUGAAAUUGCUGUUGGUCACCUCGAAGACAUCGAAGCUCUCGGUGGUGAUGCCAUUGGAUGCACGCUGGUGUGGCCGCCGUUCAUCGUGGCUUGUGAGUGUCUCAGCACAGAUUUGCAGCAGCGCAUGAGGGCGUGGUACAUGGUCAAGCGGAGGCAUGGGUUUAGAAACCUCGAUUUCUCUAAGGACAUAGCCGAGGAGCUGUGGCGGAGAAGAAGUGCUGCACCGCCAGACAUGGACAUACAGUGGCAGGACGUUUUGAAGGAUCUGAAGAUGGAUAUUGUACUUGCAUGAUUAUCACAGCAUUUGUAGUUCUUGACUGAAUGGCUGAUAGCCUUCAUCACGAGCCUGUCUGCGGGAAAUUGACUAUCCAAGGUAGAGGCUGUUGAUGAUGAUUGUAUA